CACGAACAUCAUCCAUAAGCGACAUCGACAGUUCGACCUCGUUUCAAAACAGCAUUUUCAACUCGCCUGGGUUCCCAAUCCAGCAUCCCCGCCUCGAUUCCCGUCCGGCCCCCGCCAUCCACAGCGUCCAUGAUUGUGACGUCGCAUCGCCUUUGCACGAGCUCCAUCUUCCACAAUGGCCGCGGCCGACGUUUUGGCGUUCACAGAAAGCUGGAUAGGAAGCGGAUAUGGCUGGUCAACGAUCCAGCAUUCGCCGACUGGGUGGGAUGAGCGAUCUCUGCGUGUCCAGCUAGGGACAAUUGCCCAUGCAUGGAUUGCGCAGAGCUCUCGCAGGCAGAGCCUCCCGACCUCUUCUUCACAUCAUCGACAUGUGGCCGCGAAGGCCCUGAUCAUCCCUGAUUUGUCCCCGAAAUGGUUGCGCUGCAUCCCCCGCACGUGUGAACCCCCGGAUUCCUCCAAUCGCAUCAUGGACCCCAACGACCCCGACGACUACGCACGACCGCAUCAGCCGGCAUGGAUGGAUGCUUUCUCACUACCUCCCUCAUCCGAUCCCCCCCGAAAGCGCCGCUCCAGCGAUGAUCUUCUCAGCGAUCCAACCUUCGAUGUCUCCGUCGACUUCAACUCACAGGAGGGGUUCUACGAGAUGGCAAAGAAGAAGAAGGGUGGCGCCGCGAAACAGUCACUACCUCCCCCGCCACCUCCCGUACCCCCGCCACCUCCUGCCGACGAGGGCAACAAGGAUGGUGCUGGUGGUGAUAGCAAUGGCGGCGAUGCUGCUGGCGGUGCUGGUGGUGGUGGUGACGGUGGGAAUGGCGCUGAUGCCGGCUGGGGAGACUUCGCCACAGCCAAGCCGAAAAAGAAGAAGGGCAAGGACGAACUUGACGUGGGUCUCCCCAGCAUACCUACCGCUGACUUCAGCGCCGACGCUUUCGAUGAAAUCAAGCUGGGAGAUGAUCUUGGAGGGAAACUUGACCUGGGUCUCGGCCCCCCGGACGGCAAGGGAUUUGGCUCAUGGGGCACCAAAUGGAAUUCCGGUGCCGGGGGCGGAGCCGGAGAUGCAGGAGGAGGUGCGGGAGGAGGCAGUGGUUGGGACUGGUCCGGCGCAGGCGGAAACGACCCCAUGACAGCAACAGCCGACGCAAAAAUCGACGAAAGCUCAUGGGGCAUCAACCGCGGAAAACCUAAGAAGGCCGGAAAGUCGAGCCUCUCAUUCGGUGAAUUCGGCGACGUGGAGGAGCACACCGAGGUGGCCAAGCCGGAUGAGAAGGAGGACCCCUGGGGUUUCGGCGCCAAAAAGGACACCAAGAAGAAAAAGGAUCCGAGUAUUUGGGGAUCCGACCCGAUCGAGGAAAAGAAAGACCCAAUUGGCGAGCCUGAUCCAUGGGGUUGGGGUACUUCUAAGAAGAAGCCGCCACCUGAACCAGCGCCAGCGAAGAAGGAGACCGAAGAUAUCUGGGAUACAUGGGGAAUCUCAAAGAAAGACAGGGCGAAGAAGAAGGGCAUUAUGGACGAUGUCUCUGAACCACCGAUGCCCGCACCCGAUCCGCCACCGUCAGAUGACUUGUGGGGUGGCGAUGGCUGGUCUAAGAAGGAUAAGAAGAAAUCUUCAAUCUGGGGCGAAAGCGACGUGCCCGUACCAGCACCAGAUCCACCAACCCAAGACAACGACAAGAACGAGAACGAUGACUUCUGGAACGCCUUUGGUAACAAGAAAAAGAGUCCUGUACCGGAGGUUCAGCCACCGCCAGAGGAGAAAGCUGCAGACGGGUGGUCGGCUUGGGGCCUUGCGAAAAAGGUUGGCAAGAAAUCGACGUCAAUAUUUCCGGAGUUUGGCGACGACAAAGCCGAGGAAGCCCCAAAACCCGGAGAUGACGGCUGGGAUCUGUGGGGAACUGGAAAGAAGAAGAAAAACGAUCUUAUCAGCUUGGACGAGGUCCCUCCCCCUGCCCCUGAACCCGUCGAGUCUUCUGGAGGCGAAGGUGGUGGGUUCUUUAGCUCCUGGGGUCUGGGUAGGAAGAAAAAGGCUCCCGAGCCUGCCCCGUGGAAGCCAAAUGUUAUCGAGGAGCCCAGUGACGAGUUCUGGAACUCCGUUGGUAAGAAGAAAGCCGAUCCCCUACAAUUCCUACAAGACAAUCAUGCCGACCCACUCGCCGAGGUACGGGCAGCUGAAGCACAAGCUGCCAGGGAGGCCGAAGAGAUUGCCGCGCGUCAAGCAGAGGAAGCAGAGGCGGCAGCUGAAGACAAAGAAAUUGCUACCUUGCUCGAAAAGAAAGCCAAACGAGGAGGAAAGCUCCUGAGAAAGGAUACAGAACGGCUGAAUCUCCUUCAAGAAAGCGCUGCGACCAGGGCCGAUGAACGUUCUAUUCGCGAGGCGGAGGAAAAGGCUGCUAGGGAUGCAGAAGAAUUCGUCGCCGCUGAAGCCGCUGCCGCUGCCGCCGCCGAGGAAGCAGCUGCCGCCGAGGCUGUUGCCGCCGAAGCUGCCGCACAAGAAGCUGCCGAUGCCAAAGCAGCCAAAGUCGCCAAGGAAGAGGAGGAAUUCGCAACCCUGACGGCAAAGAAGUUGAAAAAGAAUGGCAAACUGAUCAAGAAAGACCAGGAGCGUCUCAAUGCCCUCCAAUCCAAGUUUGACAAGCGAGCUGAAAAACAAGCUGCCAAGGAUGCUGAAGCCGCUGAGGUCGCUGCCUCCGCCGCCGCGGCUGAGGAGGUUGCGGCUGCGGAGGUUGCCGCGGCUGAUGCUGCCGCGCAAGUGGCUGCUGACGCUGAAGCAGCUACGAUUGCCGAAGAGGAAGAGGAACUUGCCGCCCUGACGAUCAAGAAGAUGAAAAGGAACGGCAAACUACUCAAGAAGGAUCAAGAUCGAUUCAGCAUCCUUUUCGAAGCCUCUGCGAAGAGAGCCGCGGAGCAAAGUGGCAACGACGCCGAGCGAGCUGCUCAGGACGCUGAGGUACAAGCAGCCAAGGAUGCCGAAGAAGCUGCCGCUGAAGCUGCUGCUGCCGAACUUGCUGCUGCCGAAGCUGCCGCCGCCGAGGAGGCCGCCGCCCAGGAGGCAGCAGAGGCUGAAGCCGCAGCUCAGGCAGCAGCUGCUGAUGCCGAGGCCGCCGAACUCGCCAAGGAGGUGGAGGAACUUGAAACCCUGAAAGUGAAGAAAGCGAAAAAUGGCAAGUUGACCAAGAAAGAUACGGCCCGGUUCACGGUCCUCGUCGGCCAAGCCGUGAAACGAGCUCAGGAGAAGGCCACCAAGGAGCGUGAAGAGGCUGCUGCUAAGGAAGCUGAAGAGGCUGCUGCUAAGGAAGCUGAAGAGGCUGCUGCCAAGGAGGCUGAAGAGGCUGCCGCUCGUGAGGUAGAGGAGCAGGGUGCUCGUGAAGCUGCAGAGGCGGCAGCAGCAGAGAUCGCCAAGGAGGACGAGGAACUUGCAGCUUUAACAGCCAAGAAGCUCAAGAAGGGGAAAUUGACCAAGAAGGAUACGGAACGCUUUAACAUCCUCACUGAGAAGGUCACCCUACGAGCAGAAGCUCAAACACCUCAGGAAGUGGAAGAAGUCCCACCAGCAGAGGCAACUGUCGUCGACGAGCCACCACCAGAGGAACCCACCGAGCCUCUAGUCGAAGAGUUGGUAGAAGAGCCCCCAGUGGAGGAUCCUCCAGCAGCAGACCCACCCGCAGAUUCUGAGGAUGUUGUUGUUGAUGAAGCUGCCGCUGCUAAGGAUGCUGCUUUUGCCGAAGAGGAGGCGGAGUUGGCUGCUUUAGUUGCUAAGAAGGCGAAAAGGGGCAAGCUUGGCAAGAAAGAUACGGACCGCUUCAACAUCCUUACUGAAGCUGCAAACCAACGUGCAGAGAUGGCAGCGAAGGAGGCUGCCGCAGCAGAGGCCGCCGCUGCUGAAGCUGCUGCUGCCGCCGAAGCCGCCGCCAUCGCCGAAGCAGAGGCUGCCGCCGCUGUCAUCGCCGAGGAAGAGGCAGAACUAGCUGCCUUGGCUUCUAAGAAGGCGAAGAAAGGCAAACUUACAAAGAAGGACACUGAACGGUUCAAUGUUUUGACUGAGAACGCCCACCAACGUGCUGGGCAAGCAACCAGAGAUGCCCAAGAUCAUGCCGCUGGCGAGGCGGAAGACGUUGCCGCCGAGGCUGCCGCUGCCGCAGAAGCAGAAGAGGCCGCUGCUGCAGCCGAAGCAGCUGCAGUCGAAGCCGCUGCAGCAGAAGAAGCUGCAGCUCAGGAGGCAGCAGAAGCUGCAGAAGCUGCUGCUCGGGAGGCUGAAGCUGCUGCGAAAGAAGCUGAAGCUGCUGCUGUUGCUGAGGAAGAGGCAGAGCUGGCAGCUCUGACUAGUAAGAGGGCAAAGAAAGGCAAGCUUAUCAAGAAGGAUAUUGAUCGUUUCAACAUUCUGACUGAGAACGCUGCGAAACGAGCUGAGGCUGAGGCUGAGGCGAAAGCAUCUCUGGAGGCAGAAGAAGCCGCCGCCGCUGCAGAAGCAGAAGAAGCCGCCGCUGCAGAGGCUGCAGCAGCAGAAGAGGCUGCGGCGGCGGCGGCGGAGAUUGCUGCCGCUGAAGCUGCAGCUGCCGAGGAAGCUGCCGCAAAUGAAGCUGCCGAGGCUGAAGCCGCUACUAUUGCAGCAGAAGAAGCCGAGCUAGCUGCCCUUGAAGCAAAGAAGGAGAGGAAGGGUAAGCUGGGCAGGAAAGAUACAGAUCGUUUCAACAUUCUCACUGAAAACACUGCGGCUCGGGCUGCGAAGGCAGUUGAGGACGAAGCUGCUGCCCAGGCUGCUGUAGCAGCCGCCGAGGAGCAAGCUGCUAAGGAAGCUGAAGAGGCUGCUGCUGCUGAGGCUGCUGAGGCUGAAGCUGCUAUUGUCGCUGAGGAGGAAGAAGAACUAGCGACCCUUGAAGCCAAGAAGGAAAGAAAGGGCAAACUGGGUAGGAAGGACACAGAUCGCUACAAUAUCCUUACCGACAAUGCCGCCCAGAGAGCCCAGAGAAUGGCAGACGAGAAAGCUGCUGCCAGUGCAGCUGCUGAGCCUGAGGACAACGCUCCAGCUGAAGACGACGCCGCCCCUGAGGACGACGCUGCUCCUGAGGACGUCCCCCCAGAGGACGAUGGCGACGAUGCAGAUGUCUUUGAAGAUGCUGAAGAUUCAAUCCGUGAAGAACUCAUUGUUGACGAAGAAACUGCUGCUGUCAAGGAGGAGGCUGCUCGGGAUGCUGCAGAAGCAGAGGCAGAGGCUCUGGCUGCUGAAGAAGCUGCUGCCGCAGAAAUUGCUGCUGCAGAAGCAGCAGAGGCAGAAGCUGCUAUAGCCGCAGAGGAAGAAGCCGAGCUAUCUGCCCUGGAGGCUAAGAAGGUAAAGAAAGGCAGGCUGGGCAAGAAGGAUACAGAUCGCUAUAAUAUCCUGACCGAACACGCCACUCAGAGAGCCGAGCGGGCAGCUGAAUUACAGGCUGCAGUCGAGGCAGAAGAAGCCGCUGCUGCAGAGGCUGCUGCCGCCGAGGAGGCCGCUGCUCAAGAAGCUGCUGAAGCCGAAGAAGCUGCCGCCAAGGAAGCUGCAGAGGCUGAAGCUGCUGCUGCUGAAGCCGAAGAGGAGGCCGAGUUGGGUGCCUUGGAAGCAAAGAAAGUCAAGAAGGGCAGGCUGGGCAAGAAGGAUACAGACAGAUACAACAUCCUUGUCGAUAAUGCCGCCCAGAGAGCCAGACAGAGAGCGGAUGAGCAAGCUGCUAGAGAUGCAGAAGAUGCAGCCGCUGCAGAAGCCGCUGCUGCAGAAGAUGCUGCUGCGGAGGCGGCUGCCGCCGAAGAUGCUGCCGCCGAAGAUGCUGCUGCUGCUGAAGCUGCCGCCGCUGCCGAAGCUGCUGCUGCCGAGGAGGCUGCCGAGGAGGCUGCCGAGGUUGAAGCUGCCGCUGCCGCUCUCGCUGAAGAGGAGGCCGAAUUAGCCGCCUUGGAGGCAAAGAAAGUCAAGAAGGGCAGGCUGGGCAAGAAAGAUACAGACAGAUACAAUAUUCUUAUCGAUAAUGCCGCCCAGAGAGCCAGACAGACAGCGGAUGAACAAGCUGCUAGAGAUGCAGAAGAUGCAGCCGCUGCAGAAGCCGCUGCUGCAGAAGAUGCUGCUGCGGAGGCGGCUGCCGCUGAAGAUGCUGCCGCCGAAGAUGCUGCCGCCGCAGAGGCUGCUGCCGAGGAGGCUGCCGCUGCCGAGGCUGCUGAAGAAGAAGAGCUGGCCACUCUUAUUGCUAAGAAGGAAAAGAAAGGCAAACUUGGUAGGAAAGACACUGAACGCUUCAACCUCCUCACGGAUAAUGCCAACCAAAGAGCUGCGAAGGCCGCGGAAGAACAAGCAGCAAAGGAGGCUGAGGAGGCUGCCGCUGUCGCAGAAGCAGCAGUAGCAGCAGAGGCCGAGGCGGCCGCGGCAGCAGAAGCUGCGGCGGCAGAGGAGGCUGCUGCUAUUGCAAUCGAAGAAGAGGAGCUUUCCGCAUUGUCAGCCAAGAAGGCCAAGAAGGGCAAACUUGGUCGGAAAGAUACGGAAAGGUUCAACAUUCUGACGGACAAUGCUGCUCAGCGUGCUGAGGCGAAGGCCGCCUCCGAAGCAGCAGAGGCCGCUCUUGCAGACGAAGUAGUUGACGCGGACGAAGACCCGGAGCCUGUUCAGGAGGAGGAGGAGGAGGAGGAGGAGGGUGAGGAAGAAACUCCUCCAGAAGAUGAAGAUCCGCCUGGAGAAGAACCUGAAGAAGCAGCUCCCGAGGCUGACGAUGAGUCCGUCGCCGCCGAUGAAGAAGCUGCGGCGAAAGAGGCUGCCGAUGCCGAGGCUGCCGCCAUCGCUGCAGAAGAAGAAGCAGAGCUUGCAGCCCUUUCAGCGAAAAAGGCCAAGAAAGGAAAAUUGGGUCGCAAGGAUACCGAGAGGUUCAAUGUUCUGACCGAGAAUGCGGCCAUACGUGCUGAGGAGCAUGCUGCCAAGGAAGCCGCAGAGGCUGAAGAACCAGCUGAUGAGGAGGAUGAAGAAGUCGAAGCUGUUCAAGACCCUGAAGAAGCCGCCGCUGCUGCUGAAGCUGCUGCCGAAGAAGAAGCUGCUGCUGCUGAAGCUGCCGCCGCUGCCGCCGCUGCCGAAGCUGCUGCUGCUGAGGAGGCUGCCGAGGCCGAAGCUGCUGCUGCCGAAGCUGCAGAAGCAGCAGCUAUUGAAGCCGCUGCCGCUAAGAUUGAGAAAGAAGCGGUCGAACUUGCUGACUUGAAGGCGAAGAAGGUGAGGAAGGGUAAGCUUGGCAGGAAAGAUACCGAGAGGUUUGCCAUCCUCACAGAGAGGGCCGAUAAGCGUGCUGAAGAGCAAGCUGCCAGGGAUGCAGAAGAAGCUGCAGCAGCAAAAGCUGCUGCGGAGGCUGCCGCCGCUGAAGAGGCUGCCGCUGCGGAGGCUGCUGCUGCAGAGGCUGCUGCUGCUGCAGAGGCGGCUGAGGCUGAAGCUGCUGCUCGUAUUGAGGAGGAGGAGGCUGAGCUUGAAAUAUUGAAUGCAAAGAAAGCUAAGAGGGGAAAGCUUGGUAGGAAAGAUAUGGAAAGAUUCAAUAUCCUGUCAGAGAAUGCCUCUAAGCGCGCCGAGGAGCAGGCUGCUGCUGAAGCCGAAGCUGCCGCUGCCGAAGCUGAAGCCGCCGCUAUUGCUGAAGCCGAGGAGCAAGCUGCAUUAGAAGCUGAGGAAGCUGCCGCCGCUGAAGCCGCCGCCGCCGCGGAAGCUGAAGAGAUAGCUGCGCGAGAAGCAGCUGAAGCGGAAGCCGCAGCAAUUGCUGAAGCCGAGGAUGCUGAGCUUGCGACCCUGACAGCCAAGAAGGCAAAGAAGGGCAAGCUUGGCAGGAAAGACACAGAACGGUUCAACAUACUGACCGAAAACGUCGCCCAGCGGGCUGAGGAGGCUGCCGCAAAGGAGGCUGCCGCAAUGGAGGCGGAGACUGAAGCGGAUCCCGAUCUGGAUAUCGACCUCGACCUCGACCCGGACGAGAUUGAAGAAAUCCUCAGGGCUGGAGAGAAGGGUGGAGCUCGGGAUGAAGAUGAAUCAUAUGAGACUCCUGAUGAGGGUGGGGGUGAAGAGGAGGAAGAAGAGGCGGAAGAAGAGGAGGAGGUUGUCGUUGUAGAGGAAGCUGCUGACGAGGAGCCCGCUGGCAAAGAGGAAGUUGAAGAGGACGCGGAGGUCGAUGAAGAGGACGUUGAUGCUGAAGAGGACAUUGCAGAAAAAGCGGUUGUUGAAGAGGAAGAGGAAGAAGACUACGACGAUGAUGACGACGACGACAAGGAGGUCGCCGACAGGGAAGCCCCUGAAGUCGUUGAGGAAGAACCUCCCGCUGAUGAGCCAGAGGAGCCGGAGGAGCCAGCGGAGGAGCCGGAGGAGGAGGAGCCUCAGUUCAUGGAGGUAAUCGAGGCGCCCAGGAGGCUCAAGAAGAGUCGGAAGAGCAAACCCCGACGAGAUGCCGAAGUGCCACCACCCGUUCCCGAUCCGCCAACAGACCCUCCGUUGACACCUCCGCCCGAGCCGAGAUCCUCCAGAAAGGAUCGGCCCAAGUCCAACCGCGAGGGAUCUUCGUGGAACAAGUGGUCUGCCGCUGCCGCCGCAUCCGCUGCCGCUGCCGUCAUCCCGCGCGAGGAGAAGAUGAGGUCCUCCAAGUCAAAGUCCAAAUCCAAGUCAGGCAAGCGAACGGAUAAAGAGGAGAUAGUAUCCUCCAAGGGAUCUUCCUCGGACAAGACCCCAGCACGAACUCGGGUGCCCCCCAUGUUCAGUACGCCGCCCAUCACUCGCCAACCGUCAACGCGUGAGAAGAGGGGCAGCAUGAGCAAUAAGCGCCGCAACUCAGCAUCAGCUCGUGGCCUCGCAUCCCCGCCUCCUGAAGAUGUCCCCGACAAGGCAAGCAAGAUUCUCGGCAUGGACAAGGACAGGUCGAGCAGGAGAAGGUCCCGCAAAACGCGGCCAGAAGAUGAAGAUAUGGAAAUGUCCGGAGCUCUGGAUCCUGGAAGCCCUGAAAAGCCUGAACGCCGGCGGUCAAGACGAUCCCCACCCGAUGAAGAUAUCGUCAUGGUCGAUGCCGACGGCCCUUCCGAAAUCCCUCUCAAGCGCGGCUUAUCGAGCACGAAGAAGGCCGGUUUCACUGGUCUCUUCGCAGGGCUCAGGGCAUCCAAGGCAGACCGUUCUGACCGUCCAGAGCCGCUAAGGCGCCGCAAUACCUACGCAACAACCGAUGACGAGGCCUUGCGCGCUGCACAGAUGGAUGGCGACGCAGAAGUUAUCGAUCCCGAGCGAGAGGCCCGACGCGCCGCCCGCAGAGCUAAGCGGGCUGAACGUGAGGCUGGUGGUCGUGCGGAAGAGGAACCAAGACGUGAUAGAGACGACGCCCGGCGUGAGCGCCACCGACGCCGCGAUACCGAGCCUGAUGCUCGAAGGGAUGAGGGAAGGGAGGCGCGGAAGCAGGAGGAGAGAGAUGCGCGUCGCGCAGAGCGACGGGCUGCUCGUCAACGUGAAGAGGAGGAACGGCAGGUUGAAGAGGACCGUGAGGCUCGGCGAGAGGAGAGGCGUCGUUUGCGGAAAGAGAAGGAAGAGGCUGCAGCCGCCGCAGCAGCAGCGGAGGAAGAGGAGGAGGCCCGCAGGGCCGCCAGACGCGAUCGUCGACGAUCUCGUCAAGUCGACCCCCCCGAAGAAGACCCUGAACGCCGUCGCCGACGUGAGGCCAGAAGGGCAGCCCAAGCGGAGGAGCCCGAGGAGAUCGGGGAGGCCUACCGCCGCGGCAACCGUCGACAGGGCGGCGAGUCAGCUGAUGAAUACGGCAAACGAAGAUCCCGACGGCGUGAGGAGCGAGAGCCCCCAGCAUGGCCGCAUUCUGGAACGUCCUCCUGGGUCAAGGAAGUCUCGGAUGCACCGCCGCCACCGGAGGAAAGCGGCCAGGCCGAGGAUGCUGGAGAGGACGAGCAGGCAGCCCGUGAACGUCGGCGGGCCCGGCGGCGAGGCAAGAUGGGAGAUGGGACACCGGAGGACACGGAUGAUCAGCCGCGGCGACGAGUGAGGCGAGAGGAUCGUGAGAAACGAUCUGACGGAAGCGACGAGCGUUACCAGAGCCGUCGCAGCUCGACGUAUGUCGAGCCCCCGCCGACUCGGACUAGCUGGUGGAGGAAGAUGACAGGAUAAAGAAAGAUCAAGUUUGGGAUAGCAUGGGCGACGGAUACAUGGGAUGUACUACUGAGCGAGCGAGUUUCUGACUGUUUUUUUAAUUGUUU
This is a messenger RNA of Ilyonectria robusta, 10203 nucleotides long. RefSeq lists its product as uncharacterized. The transcript is spliced from 3 exons. Bases 176 to 10114 code for a protein of 3312 amino acids. The record is from RefSeq and is a predicted model, not a curated record. NCBI's taxonomy places the organism in Eukaryota, Fungi, Ascomycota, Sordariomycetes, Hypocreales, Nectriaceae.